This is a messenger RNA of Ceutorhynchus assimilis (cabbage seed weevil), 6153 nucleotides long. NCBI's taxonomy places the organism in Eukaryota, Metazoa, Arthropoda, Insecta, Coleoptera, Curculionidae. The record is from the annotation of a GenBank genome assembly.
AUAUGAGUUUUUGAAAAAUUAAUGUGACUUGUAUGAGACAUUUUUUUUAGAUUUAUACAUUUUAUAAUAUCAAAAUGAACUUUGAUAUAUUUGCAGUACUUAUAUUAUCCAUAAACUUAGUCGUUUCGUCAAAAUUAAAUGUCCCGCGAGUGUUGUUGCCGAUUUUUAAUGACUUCCAAACUGAAUUUGUUUUAGAAGCAACUGAAGGGGGAUGCUAUAAAUGGACUACAACUAGAUCAGAUAUCAUCCAACUUGCACUAAUUGAUGAGCAUAGGGACUUGCAAUGUUCAUCCAAAGUUAUAGUGAAAACUGUUACCAAAGAGACUGCUAGAAACAUAGCUGUGGUACUAGCUGAAGAAGUUCAUACCAAACAAAAUUUAAGGUGUGAUGUGAUAGUUGAUGUCAUAAGUUCAUUAGCAAUUACUACAACAACUAAAGAACUUUUUAUGGAAGAGGCACCUGAAGAUUUUGAAGUUAAAGCAUUUGAUGAGCAAGGAAAUGAAUUCUCGACAUUAGAGCUAAUUGAAUUUGAUUGGAAUAUAAUUCCACUGGGACCUAACAAAGAGUCUGUGAUAAGAUAUAUAGCAUUUAGAGAUUCGCCCUAUGAAAUUCCUCCAGGAAUACAGUUGUUGGAGGAUCAAAAUAAAAAAGGAUAUUCAAUUUUGCUUGAAGGAGUUAAAAGUGGAUCUGCUAAAGUAACGGUUCGACUUCCUUACCCUGAAUAUAAGCAUGUCGAAGUAAGUGAGGUACAACUUAUGAUUGUUGCUAAUUUACUUUUGAGCCCAGCUGAAGUAUAUGCAAUGCCUGGAGAUGUAAUACCAUUUAAAAUAUUUUAUAUCAAUAAUGGAAGAAUGGAAGAAAUUGCAAUGCCUGAUAGUCAGUAUUACAUUGAAGCGGAGAAUACAGAAAUAGCUGCUUCUUAUAAGAGAACAGGAAAUGUGAAUGCAUUGAAACAUGGUAAAACCAAAAUAGUUUUGAGAGAUAGAAAUGUUGACAAAAACGACCCCUUACUGAAACUCCCAGCUGCUACUUUGCAUGUAGUACAACCUGAAUAUAUUGUAUUGAAUGUUCUGCCUCACAAAAAUUGGGCAAUUUUAGUUGGUCAACAUCACGAUAUUGUUGCUGAUUUAUAUGAUAGUUCUGAUCACAAACUAUUCAUUGGAGAAAAUGUUAACCUUUAUUUAGAAGUCACUCCAGAAUUUUAUACUGCUGCACAUACUGUUAAUGGCAGCUGGUUGACAGGAUAUGGAACUAAAUCAGGUAUUGCCAAUGUGCAAGCUUCAUUAAAAACUCUUGCAGAUGGAACAACUCCAUUAGCUAGUCCACUAACAGCUAAAGCAGACUUAAUGAUUUAUGCUGCUAUUACUAUUGAACCAGCUGAUGUAAUUUUACCUUGGGAUCCGAUUACGAGACCUAAAUAUGAUAUUGAUUUGAUAGCACGAGGAGGUGAUGGAAGAUUCCUAUGGACUAGCAGUGAUAAUUCUAUAGGCGUAGUUAGUCAAUCAGGACAUGUGAGAACACAUUCGAAUGGGUUCUUUGAAGUAUCUGCCAUAAUGAUGCGAAAUCACCAUAACCGACGUUCGGCUAAGUUUGUAAUUCUACCACCAUCAAGACUAGAAAUAGUUGAAUUUGUCAUGGAAGCUGAAGUGGGUUCUCCAGUUUAUCUUCAUAUUGCCCUAUACGCAGAAGAUGUUAGACCAGAUGGCACAGUGACUUUAGUACCUUUUACAAGGUGUCAAGAAUUACCAUUCCAAGUGAGACAAUCUGAUGUAAAAUUCAAACAAAACAAAACAUCAGUUUUGUCACCUGUAGGGAUUUCUUGUGGAAAUAUUGCAAUGGUUGGCUUAAAUGUGGGAACCAGUAAGAUAACUGUAACAUAUUUUCAAGAUGGUAAGGCUCUGGAAGACUCAGUUACUGUAAGUGCUUUCAAAACACUUCAACUAUUGCAGCCCAAAAAAGAUAUUGUUCUUGCUGUGGGUUCAUCAAUAAAUUUGAUUUAUACUGGUGGACCAAGGCCGACGAUGGGAAGAUCAAGUGAUCAUCAAAAGCUUAUUGUCAGUGAAGAUGAGAACAUAGCACAAGGACAAGAUGUUACUCAUCUUCACUCAAUUCAAGGAGAAGAUUUCACUGUGAUACAAGUUUUGUGUAAAAAACUUGGAGAUACUGAUAUUAAACUUAUGAUAUCUAACAAUCCUACUGCUGAAAACUGCCAAGGGCAAACAAGUAGCAUAACUACAAGAAUAGUUUGUGGUAAACCUAGAAAAAUCACCCUACAACCUCAACUUCAAAUAGCAGAUACUUCUAACUGUCCCAUGGAUCUUAGUUCAGGAAAUGUAGUUAUCCAGAACACAAAAAUUAUAGACAUCGAUGUGAAUGUUUGGGAUGAUUGCGGCAAUAAAUUUCUCAAUUUUACAAGUCUAAAUUUAGAAUGGAGAGUUGUACCAUCUGAGGCGGGAGUUUUAGUAAAUAAAGUUGGCGUAUUUCCAAAAAAUAUCUCCAUAGGCACUGUUGCUGUAGCUGAUAAAUGGUAUCAGUCAUUUAUGCCACGCGUUGAUAUUGGUCCUCUAGAAAUAAAUGUUACAGUUGUUGGAUAUAAUAAAGCAAUUUUAUACAAACAUUCGAUAGAGCCUGAGUUUCCAGAGUUCUUGGGGCCGGAAGAUAAGGAUUCAGAGCUCCAACCAAUUAAAAGUUCUUUGGCGUUAUAUUUGGUGGAUGAUAGUAGAUUAUCAGAAACUUCUAUAUCACUUUUUAAUCAUCCUGGAAAUAAAAAAACUGUAGGAGUACUACAAGGGUCUGGAUUUUUUGAGAUUGCUUUAAGUGCCGAUGAUAUAGUGGACGUCACUUACCUUGAAGGCACCAAAGAACUUGAAAUAACUCCGCUAAAAUCAGGCGAAGUUACAAUACAAUUAUUAGACCUCUGUCUGAUGUCAAAACCGGCUUCUAUGAGAGUAAUGGUAAAUUCAGUGGGAAUAAUACGAGUCGAAAUGCCUGGUAAAGUCGAAAUCAGCAAGUGUAUUCCUUGCAUUGUGAAGCUGUAUGAUGAAAAUGAUAAUUUGAUGGAUAUUCCGGAACUUAAUAUGGUUGAUUUAAGACCCGAGUUUGAGGAACAUAUUGCCAAUAUUCAAAGGGCCGAGCAAAAUCCUAAAGAUCAUUGGGGUCUUGGCGAAAUCCGGUAUACUAUCACAGGAAUUGAAGUGGGAGAUUCAAAAUUAAUAUUCACUGCUGCAAGUAACGACGAGGACAUAAGCAGUGCUCCAAUAGAUUUACAAGUUUUUCAACCACUAAGACUGCAUCCUCGCAAUGGAACAGUUUUAAUUGGUUCUGCUGUACAACUUGUAGUCAAGGGUGGACCACAGCCUGACGUUGAAAUCGUAUUUGAAGUGGCGGAAAAUAGGACUGCAACUGCGUCAGACAAAGGAAUAAUCACUGGUAAAUCUCCUGGUACAACUCGAAUUACUGCCAAAGCUGUUGGGGUGCAUCCUACAACUGGACAAAGUAUAGUCUAUUCUGAGGAUUCUGUAGAAGUAUUUGUAAUCGCCCUCACAGGAGUGAAAAUUGGGGCCCCGUUGACUAGAUUUCGAGUUGGCGCUACAGUACCAUUUUGGUGUUUUGGUUUACCAGAUAUUUCCCCAGUUGUUCUAGGAACAGUCAAUAAUCCGCCUAUAAUGUUUAGGUGGCUGGUGGAUGACAAACUUUUGGCUGAUUUGACUGGAGUUUAUCAUCCCCUAGGUAUUACCAUUGCUCGGUCAGACAGGAUUGUCCUAAAACUAACAGGCUUGCAAUCAGGUACUACCCGGAUAAAUGUAAACGUAACAGUACCAGGGGUUGUAGCCAAUAAACCUAAUGUGCGCACAAUAACUUACUCAGCUCACGUCGAUAUUGAAAUUGUUGAUCAAUUAAUGCUAAGUAGGCCCAAACAAGUUGACGGAAUAUCGCUUUUGAUGGCUCCAUUUUCCCAGAUUCAACUGGAAACCAACAUGGAUUUAGUGUCUCAUAUUGUUUUUGACUUACCUGGCGAACAAGUACCAUCAACUGAAUUAUUAGCUGAUAAAUCUGUAUUCAAUGCAGCUGAUCAAAUUGUGACUCUAACAUCUAGUGGUCUAUUGAAAUCUUUCGGAAGAUUAGGUCAUGUGAUGCUCAUAGUUACUUCUACAGAUAUUAACGGUCUAAAACAACGCUUGAAUAUUGUCGUGGAGGUCAAACCAAUUCAUUAUAUGAGUCUCAACAUUAAAGCUUCUUGGAGGAUCAGUUUCAAUAAUCCCAUUGCAAUACUACCUCUGGGUACAGAAUUUCUUCUUGUUGCUACCUAUCAUGAUAAUGUUGGAAAUGUGUUUCAUGCUGGCCCUACUGAGCUGAAACUGAGAACUAGUAGGUUGGAUUUAAUUAAAGUUACACGUUUCCCAGAAAAUGGUUCUUUAUGGAUCAGUACCAAAAAAGAAGGUCAUACAAUGUUGAAAGUUUGGGCCGAUGGUAUACAGAAAACAACUGAUUAUGUCAAGUUACACGUUGAACAGUCUGUCAAACCUGUUUUGGAUCAUUUAACUACAGGUGACACUAUAUGUCUAUGGUCGCCUGUAGUCUCCGAAUACAACACACCAGGCAUUUGGAAAAGUAGUGAUUCAAAUCUGGUGGAAAUAAACCCGGCUUUAGAUAUAGCUUUUGUUGGAAAUAGAGUGGGGACUGUCACCUUAACACACUCGCUUUUGACAUCAGCUCCUAUCCAUUUGCAAAUUUACCCUGUACAAGCUAUCGAAUUUCUGCUUACACCCAAUUUUGUAUUGACUAAUGGAGAAGAAGAUUCCGUUACUAGAUUCAUACUGGUUCUGCAGAGUGUAAAAAGUUUGGGAGCUAAAACGAAUAAUCUGAUUCAAGGCUGGAGAUGCAGAGCGGACGUCCGAAAACUUGUAAGGCCACAAGGAUUCCGUUGUUUCAUGGAAUUUUCCAACAAGUCGGCUCUGGUCAGCGCAGACGACCUCUUCAACGUAACGAACAGCUGGGUUCCAGAAACAGGCCAAUAUGCUUGCAAACUCAUAAACUCAAACUUCAACAGCUCAAACACUUGCGUUUUAGAGACAAACCUGACAUUAUGGGCUGUGUCUGAGGAUGGUGAAGUAUCGUCAGAGAAGCAGACCAUUCCAUUUUUGCCUGGAAUUUGUGUGGAGCCUGUUUUACUGCUGCAAGAAUCCAUCAAUACUGGCGUGUUGAUUAUCAGAGGGUUACCAGAUGUGCUUAGUCAACUGUCGGUCAUGCCAGCAGAUAGUACUAUUUUAUUCGUGAGCAGUUUAACAUCAGAAGACCUAUAUUUCAAAAAAUAUCAGGUGCAAUUGAUAGACUAUCAUUGGAGGUUAGCUGAUAUGGAUGAUGCCAUGGGAAUAAAUAUUGUGUCUCCUUUGACAAAGCAAAAUAUAAGAGUUAUGGUGAAAGUAACUGGUGAUUACAAAGGUGUUCCACAGUGUGGCCUAAUUCGAUCGCCGAUAAUGAGUUUCAUACAGAAUUAUAGAUACGCUUUGGUAACCUCCAUAGCUAUGGUUGCUAUAUUCCUUUUGACAUUCUACUUUUACUCAACCUACAUGCAAGUGAAUAUCAAUGUAAGGCCUCAACAACCAGGAAGAAUGGCAGUUACUACUACAAUGCAAACUGCUAGUCGAGCCUCACCCACAGCACAUCACUGCGCAGCAAAUGCUUCGUCCAGUCCUUUUGUGCGCACACCCAGCACACCACAAGGACAAACUCCUCCUUGCAAAUUUAAUUGUUCCUGCGGGAGACACAGUAACAGACAACCAGUUUUUGGGGAUGUCAGCUCGUUUUAUACCAACAGUCCUGAAAUGAGACGCAAUAGAAGAUAUAUGUAAAAACAUUGUAAACCGUUUCAGAACUUGGCUCUGAUGAUACAGUUGGAGAACAAACAAAAAAGUGUUGAAUAGAUACAAAAUUUGACGUUUUCAUUAGCUUUUUGAAAAAAAAAUAUAGACCUACUAUUAAAUUUUCUGCCAAUUGAACUGCAUUAAUCUGGAAUGGUUUAUCACUGUAUAACUUUAACUGCCAUAAGACUGUCAUUAAAGGUUGUAAAAAGAACAUGUAAAUAAUGUUUUGUCCUGUAUGUGUGUGUUUUCUCAGGGAGUAUACUGAAUGUAGAUUUACUUUCUACCUGAA